This is a messenger RNA of Tinamus guttatus (white-throated tinamou), 537 nucleotides long. Lineage: Eukaryota; Metazoa; Chordata; Aves; Tinamiformes; Tinamidae. The record is from RefSeq and is a predicted model, not a curated record.
AUGCCAUGCCAGCGGCCUGGGCAGCAGGGGCAUCCACCUGCCUUUCCAGUCCUGGCAGGGUGCCGCAGUGGGGCCAGGGGCUGCGCUUAUCUGCCAAGGCCGGGGCGCACAAGGCCAGCGCCUGGGCCAUUCCCAGCACCCCCUGCCCGCAUCUCAGCCGUGUGCCUGCCCAAGGCCUCCAACAACUUCCCCAGUGGCCUCACGUGCGUCACCACAACCUGGGGCCUCACCGACCCCACAAGUAAGGUGCUGCCGGCGCUGCUGCAGCAGGUGGCCCUGCCGCUGCUCACCAACGCGCAGUGCAAGGAGUAUUGGGGCUUCCGCAUCGUUGACGUGAUGGUGUGUGCGGGCGCCAACGGCGCCUCCUCCUGCAUGGGAGACUCCGGGGGCCCGCUGGUGUGCCAGAAGGACGGCGCCUGAACCCUGGUGGGCAUCAUGUCAUGGGGCAGCAGCAGCUGCUUGCCCUCACUGCCCAGCGUCUAUGCCCGCGUCACCAAGCUGCGCUCCUGGAUCAACUCCAUCCUGGCAGCCAACUGA